Messenger RNA from Tuber aestivum (summer truffle), 1565 nucleotides. NCBI's taxonomy places the organism in Eukaryota, Fungi, Ascomycota, Pezizomycetes, Pezizales, Tuberaceae. The record is from the annotation of a GenBank genome assembly.
AUGAACCACCGCGUGCUCCUCCGAUCACCGGGUUUCCAGCCAGAACGACAGCUUUUGAAGAGCAGUACCCAGAGCUUAACCUCGCACCUGGCUCGUCCGCCGAGUUUGAAUUUUCAAAAGAGUUUUCUGUUCGUCGCUUCCUCUCCGAGUGGGGAUGGCGGGAGGGCCUUUUCGCCGUCAUCGGCGGGGCGGUUUAUGGAUGGUGGCGGUGGCAGCGCUGUGGAAAGGGGAGGGUGUGGAAGUGAAAUUAGGAAGGGGGGUGUGGGCAAGGAAGGAGGGGAAGAAGGGGACUGUGGGGAGAAGGGUGAGAGUGGAGAGGAUAAAGCUGGGGGUGUGAGUGGUGAUAGCGGUGUCGGAGAGUUAGCAGGAAGCAGCAGUAUAGGAACAAGCGUACUGUGGCACCGCGAAGGCAUUGACCAAUCCCCCCCCGCAAAGGGGUCUCCGGGACCAAGCGUUAUCACAAAAGGUAUGAUAGCUCACCCGUCCAGCCUUCCCAUCUCCCGUCACCAAUUCUCACAUUAAAGUCCCAAGGAAAACUCCUACCGACCUCUUCCCGGCUCCUAAAGCUUCUGCUCCCGCUAAAACUCUCCGGCUCCUCCGACUCCACCGACUCCCCCCUCGCGCUGCUAGUCCACCCUCAGCAACCCCUCUCCUACCUCGAAUGCCUGAUCCAAGCCCAACUCCCGCUGAUAAUCUCGCCAAACUCGGCCCCCCGCUCUCCAAGCAUUUCCUUUAAAGUCGUAAACGUCGGCGACGCCCUCCCCGAAGGACAUAUCAACACGAGGGGCAAAGGGAACCCCCAAUCGCGGGAUGGCAGGGAAUGCGAAGGUGGGGCACAAGCCGGCGGGGGCCCCGAUUCCCUGAACCCCUUCGAGAAAGUCGGUAAGGACGGAUACGUGCGCUGGCCCGCAUCCACCGAAGUGGGCGACUUUGUCCGCGACGUGGCAAGGGACGAGGAAUUCGUCGUCGAGAUUGAGAGGAGUGGUGACACGCCCGUCAGCUUGCCCAGCUUUAAGCAGCGGACGCAUUACCUCCGCCAGCGAUUGGCCACCGCGAUGGGGGAGACUGAGCUGCAGGCCAGGCUCAAGUCCGAGUGUGACAGGAUCGCGCGUCGAAGGGCGCAGAAGGUUGCCGUUGCUGGGUUUGCGGGAUUGGCGUGGUGGUGGGCGGCGGUUUACUGGUUGACUCUUGAGGCUAGUUUAGGGGUAUGUUCUGUACCGUAUAAUACAAGUAACACCAGUAUUCCAGGGAUCGAAUGCUCACUCACGGUGAUGGGGGCGUAGUGGCAUGUUAUGGAACCAGUGACCCACCUCGUCUGCUUAUCCACCGUCGUCGGCGGAUGCCUCCUAUUUUUUUACAAUAAUCGCGAAGCCUUGUGCCCGUCCGUCCUGCACAAUGCCGUGUCGAGGCGGCAGAAGAGGCUCUAUCGGGAGGGGGGAUUCGAUGCCGACAAGUGGGAGGAGUUGGUCGUUGAGGGAAAGGGUUUGCGCAGGGAGAUUGGAGCCAUAGCAGAGGACUACGACGUCGACUGGGAUGAGUGGAGCAAUGAGGCCGGUAGGGGAUAA